AUGGCUUCUGCACCACCAAACUCCCUCCUAGCUCGGUCGAGAUCGUUACGCUCAGCCAGCAACAGGAACCCGCCAGUAGCAGCGGCAACGGCAACAGCAACAGCUACCCCUCAAGCAGCCGCUACACCGACAAUUACCCCCAACCUUUCCAUCUUCCUGACGAAUCUGCGACUUCUCGACUUUGACUCGUACCCCGACUGGCCCGCCUUUGACGCCCAAACCUUUGCCAUCCAGAAGAGACGCAUUCAGAGCGUAGAAUGGGCCCUCUUCCAGCUCUUCGCCCUUUGGGAUCCCGAGGAGACACGCGUUAAACUGGAACCCUACUUCCCGCCCCGCGACCACGUGCAGUCCAUCAACCUCCGAUCCGCCCUGCAACGAUGUCUCGAACAAGCCAAGAAGAACGGCGCCCUCGGCCGCGACGCCGUCGUGCGCAAGACCAUGCUCGACGACUGCAAAGGCGACCGCCUCGAGGAGGUCCUCGCCGUCUUCUCCUCGGCCGUCCUCAAAAAGAUGGCCGCCGCCGCCUCCGAGGCCGAGGGCGAACACCCCACCAUCGCCGAGCAGCUGGCGCUCGAGAACAGGGGCUACGGCGGCGAGAGGGAUGAGCUCGUGGCCCUGGCGCUCGCCCACAGGGUGUCGCUGACGCACGUGCUGCGCCGCAAGAACGAGGCCCGCCGCCGCUACAAGGAUCUCAGCGAGCUGCUCGACAUCAAGGAGAGGAGCAUCGCGAGGAGACAGGCCGAGGCCGAGGCCGAGGCCUGCAGGGCCAACGGGCCGGGCGAGGCCGUCUCGGCGGAUGCGGUGCUCGACAUGCGGAGGAUGCUGCGCAAUAACUGGACCGGCAGCGAGCGCUGGAUGGAGACGCUGCUGCAGGGCGACGCGAGCGCCCGGCACGAUGGCGUCUUGUCCGCCCCCUUUGAUCGCGUCUGGCGGCGCGUCGAGGCUGGCCGCCUGUCAGAGCUCGAGGACCACGGGAAAGGACUGCUCGAGCAGCUCGAAGGCCGCGUCAAGGCGCAGCGGGAGAGUCUACAGAAGUGGCAAAACUUUCAGCAGAAGAUGUUUGGUCGCCAGCCGGACGUGAAGCCGCUGGCAGAAGCAGAGAAACGCAAGGAGCGCGGCAUCAAUCUCGGCUUCGGUGCCCACGAGACUCUACAUCUUGGACAGUUUCCUGUUACAGAGAAGCUCUCGCUGCAAGCUCCAGAGCUCGACCCCGUGCACGCCAGCAUUCUAGACGACUGCAAGAAGGACUUGGCCCAGAUUGGGGUCGUACGGAGGACAGACAUCAGGUCGUUGCUGGGGCCGCGCCUGCGCGAACCGACGCGGCCCGACAGGCUCUCUGUGGGCACGGACGGCGGCACCGAGGAGGGCGUCUCGGAAAUCAGCGAGUUGGAGGAGGAGGAGGAGGAGGAGGAAGAACCCAUCCUGGAAGCCGCCCUACCGCCGAAACCUGCCCAUAGAAGAAACAACAGUCAGUCUUCGGCGCCUUCCUCCUCGCAACGGAGCGAGCCACCAGCCGAUCCCCCACAGGAGCUUUCCAGACGGAGUUCCAACCGCCGCCCGGUCAUCCACCGCAAUACAUCCUCCAUCACUAAAGACCGUCCUGUCGUCAACCUGUCACGUUUCUCGUCACAGGGCUCCCACGCAUCGGGCAGCAAGACAUCCGACCGGCCCAGGAGUCGGUCCCCUGAGAAACCGACGCGGCCCAGCAUCAUCAUCGAACCAGAACAAACUCCCUCGCCCGAACCCCCUUCGCCAACACAAAACAUGGCAGACCAGAUUCUCCACUCCAUGGCCGCCGCAUCCCCCUCGCCCGUCAAGCAGAACAAGCCUCGGCACACCUUGUCCCUGGCCGAACGCACCCGCAUGUCCAUGGCCCGCAUGUCCUUUGGCGGCAAGGCCUUCACGCCCGAAGACGAAGACGAGCUCGACUUUAGGACGCUGCCCAUACGCCCGGCCCCCAUGGCGACGCCGACCGAGGAGGAGGACGAGGCGACCUUCGACCUCGGAGACAGCGCGCUUGACGAUCUCGCCUCGCGGACGAGGAAGAGCAUGGCCGGGUUCGAGGCCGCGAGAAAGAAGGCCCAGCUCGACCGGCGGCGCUCCCAGCGACAGUCGAGGCUGCCGCCACCGCCGAGACAGGAGGGGAGUCUGUUUCCCAAGGUCGAGGAAGAGACGACGCAACUGGAUGUUGACGCGUCGGUGCUGGCUGAUGAGCUGAUCCAGGGGGAGGACAUGGAGGCCGUGUUCAAGAGCCGGCCGAGGCUGCAGACGAGUCCGGCGGCGUCGCCGCGACGGCCCAUAGAGAGCGACGAGUAUCUGUAG
Molecule: messenger RNA, 2322 nt
Organism: Verticillium dahliae VdLs.17
Lineage: Eukaryota; Fungi; Ascomycota; Sordariomycetes; Glomerellales; Plectosphaerellaceae
Exons: 2
Coding region: 1-2322 (773 amino acids)
Source: RefSeq, a predicted model, not a curated record